AUGUCAGAAGCGGAGAUUAUGCAGUUCGUUGACCGAGAAGAGCGCCAUCGGGUUGGAAUUCAGACACCUUUCCAGCGUCUUGCUCAGCAAAUGCAAGACAUUUUAGGAGAUGGAGGAAUUUUGAAGGAAGUGGUGCACGCAGGAGAGGGCCCACUUGUACCAAGGGAUGGUUCAGUAUGCAUUAAUUUUUCUGGAUUCUUGGAGUACUCCGAUGAGCCAUUUGAGUCUACAACCCACGUUAAAUAUCCUAGAAUGAUGAAGCUAGGUAGAGAUGUGACGGUGUGUGGCCUUGAGCUCGGCCUGCUGACCAUGAGGAGGGGAGAGUUCUCCCGGUUUCUUCUGCAGCCCAGUUAUGCGUAUGGAGAGAUGGGUUGCCCUCCUCUCAUUCCUCCUGUAGCCACACUGCUGUAUGAGGUGCACAUCAUUGACUUCCUCGACUCGGCCCAAGUGGAUGAGUUCUUUGCUUUGUCACCGGAAGAGCAGAACUGUGUUCCUCUGCCUACGCUGCUGAGUGUUGUGGACACAGAACGGAGCUUUGGCAACCGCUGCUUCAAUCAGAGACGCUACGAAGAUGCCAAAGACCGGUACAAGCAGGCCAUGACCCUCCUGCGGAACCGCGAGCCGGCCUCCGAGGAGGAGAGACGGCAUAUUAGGGAGGCGAGUCUGCCGGUCUUGCUCAACCUCUCGUUCACCUACCUCCGCCUAGAGAGGCCACGGAAGGCCAUGAACUAUGGCCACAAGGCUCUGGAAGUCAGCCCAGGCAACACUAAAGCACUCUUCCGCUGCGGUCAGGCUUAUUUGGAAAUGAAGGAUUAUGAGAAGGCGCAAGACUAUCUAACAAUGGCACAGGCUAAGAAGCCAUUUGACCCCAACAUUAAUGACUCAUUAAGGAAGCUGGCAAGUUGUUACAAGGACUGCCUAGACAAAGAAAAAGAGAUGUGCACCAAGAUGUUUUCUGGUUUCAAGCCAGACAAGUGAAGGGUUUAUGUAUGUACAGUUUGGUGAGGUGACUGAAGAGUGUGAAG
Molecule: messenger RNA, 1025 nt
Organism: Electrophorus electricus (electric eel)
Lineage: Eukaryota; Metazoa; Chordata; Actinopteri; Gymnotiformes; Gymnotidae
Source: RefSeq, a predicted model, not a curated record